Cottoperca gobio is the source of this 2174-nucleotide messenger RNA. RefSeq lists its product as uncharacterized. The record is from RefSeq and is a predicted model, not a curated record. Lineage: Eukaryota; Metazoa; Chordata; Actinopteri; Perciformes; Bovichtidae. Gene Ontology annotation, molecular function: GTPase activity.
AUAUAUGGAAUAACUCCAUUACCCAGAAGCCUGUGCGACAAAAGCCGCUCUAGCUCUAGCUGACGACGUGGCCAAGGUACGUCUCAACCCCGUGUUUCAGCGGACCGGGCGGAUUCAAACAAGGCUAACCGGCUUUGUUCAUUGCUAGUUCAGAGAGUCUUUGACUUCAACAAGUCUCUUCAGAACUUUGAUAUCAUCACCGUCUAACAAUGUCUGGGAAAAUCAAGAGCCGAAGUGCCGCAAACGCAGAGUCGAUAACCGGCGGCGUGUCCUGCGAUGAGCGCAUCUUGCGGGAUUGUCAUCAACUGUACACCGAUCCCGACAGUGGGUUGAUGUCAGUGGCCGAAUCUGUCGGUGUCAAGUUGCUGCCGCCCAGAAAAAUUACUGUGAUGCUGAUGGGCAACCACUCUGCUGGGAAAAGCUCCUUCAUCAACUGGUAUGUUGAAGAGCACAUCCAGCGCACUGGAGUGGCUAUUGAGACCCAAGGGUUCAGCUUUGUUACAAGUGGGCGCAAAAGAGAAUCUCUUACAGGAAAUGCCACCCUUCAUCUAUAUCCACACUUCAAGCCUCUGCAGGAGUUCAAAGGCGUUUCCGAGUACUUGAGCACAGAGAUCUGCACGUCGCGACAGAAACGGUUCAGCCUGGUGACAUUUGUGGAUUCGCCAGGGUUGGUGGAUGGUGAUAUGAAGUAUCCCUUUGACGUGGACGAGGUUAUCAUGUGGCUUGGUGAUCUCUGUGACCUGAUUCUGGUCUUCUUUGACCCCAUGGGUCAGGCUCUGUGCAAGCGCAGCCUCAACAUUGUGGAGACCCUGAAUGAGAAACACGGGGAUCGACUGCGCUUUUACCUGAGCAAGGCUGACGAGGCCGGGGGAGAGUCAGACAGACAGAGAGUAAUGAUGCAGAUUGUCCAGGAGCUCUGUAAGCGACCGGGACUCAACAAAUGUGGUUUUGACAUGCCCACCAUCUACAUUCCUAAUCCAAAUAAGCCAAGUCGCUGUGUCAACCAGAUCGAGGAGGCGUGUCGCACCAUUGAGAAAACCAUCAACCAAACAGUCCAGAAUACACUCAACUCCCUGGAGAAGGACUGUGAGGUGAUCAGCGAGGCCAUCGCUGAUACGCUCCAUAACGACAGGCAGGUCAGUGUUAGUAACCGCCGAGCACGCUGCAAGAGCUGCUUCCUGACUCUGCUGGGCUUCACCGUGCCUCUGGCUCUGAUGGCCUUACUGGUGCUGGGCAUCCUGUCCCAGGAGCUGCUGGAGGUGGCUCUGGGACGCGAGGGCACAGACGCGCUCUCACUCUACCUGACUCCCAUAGUGAAAAUAUUUGACUCUCUCUCUGUGGAGCAGCAGCUUUACGGCUGUGGCGGGAUGGUCCUUCUGUCCUUCCUCCUGCUCAUCUUCGCACGCUUCUUCUUCAAGACUCAACCAACUAUGACGGGCAAACAGAAAAGGCAACUGCAGGAGAAGCUGGAGUACGUUCAGGAUGUGGUCAAGGCCAAAAAGAAAAAGCUGUAUGAAGAAUACCUUCGCCAGAGUGUCAGCGAUCAGGACAUGGACUUGUAAAGAAAGAUGAUUCAGCUUCCCCACACUGACGUUGCUCGAUACUGUAUCUUGUUUGAAGUGUGCGGAUGUAAAUUAUAAGCACACAGUACACUCGUAGAAACCCAUCGAACAUGUGAUCAUGAAGUUGGUGUUACGUCUGUAAACACUCUAAAACCACACUACCUGCCGAUAACGAGUGUUGGGAAAUGGGAUUCUGUUACUGAUCACUUAUUUGUCGUGAGCAUUUAUAUACAUGUGCCUCUGCUCCAGUCAAAGGAAUACAGGCUUAUACCACUUUAAGAUAUUUAAACAUUUGCAAACUAUUUAUAUUAUUUCUUUAUCAGAAGAAAAAAGGUUUACAUGAGUCGCUUUGUAUGAGUUUUUGAAAACUUUCACCAGCAUUUUAUACAAUACUUUGGUAUCAUCAAGUAACAGUUUUGAUAUUAAUCCAGUUAGCAUCAUGAAUGUCUGUUAGCUAAUACUCUAAUACAACUCUUAUAAUUAAAGUAGUUCUUGCGGAAUCAAACAUUUUACCAGUGAUGAUGAAUUCAACUUUUCGUAUUUUCCUGUUCUACAUUGUGACCGUGUUUUAAUUGCAAAUGACUUAAAUAAAUAACAGUGUUGAACACACGA